This is a messenger RNA of Daldinia loculata, 2200 nucleotides long. RefSeq names its product glycoside hydrolase family 47 protein. Gene Ontology annotation, cellular component: endoplasmic reticulum; Golgi membrane. Gene Ontology annotation, molecular function: mannosyl-oligosaccharide 1,2-alpha-mannosidase activity; calcium ion binding. The record is from RefSeq and is a predicted model, not a curated record. Lineage: Eukaryota; Fungi; Ascomycota; Sordariomycetes; Xylariales; Hypoxylaceae. The transcript is spliced from 3 exons. The coding region runs from base 326 to 1891 and encodes 521 amino acids. Gene Ontology annotation, biological process: N-glycan processing; carbohydrate metabolic process.
AGGCAUAAUCUACAGGCAUGAUACCCCUGUUAUUGCAGUCGAAUUAUGAAUUAUCUUCCGUCCAAGCUUUUGGUCCCUCUGGCUGCUGAUUUAGCUAGUAGAUAUGGCUUAUGCAGGUGACAGAUAUUUGCCUUCUGUAGCAAAUUGCUACAACCCCGAGGCCCCAUGUCUAAGUAGUUCACAUACCGUAACGCUCAGACUUAGUAUAAGACUCGGACCUGUUUCCUCUUCUUAUCUCCUUUCUUCAUUCCUACUGUCAGCCGUUUAAGCCCCCUUGGUUCAGUCCGCAGGCUCAUUCUCUCGUGUUAUCGCAUAUCACACGACUAUGGUGAACACUAAACAGGCUCUCGCCUUUCUAGGCAGUGCCUCUUAUGCUAUAGCCCAGCCUUCAUACGUGUCUCAUCCUGAAAGAGCUGAUGCUGUCAAGGCGGCGUUCCAGCGUUCUUGGGAUGGCUACUACCAAUACGCGUUCCCUAACGAUACCUUGAGGCCUAUCUCAAAGACAUACCAAAAUGAUCGAAAUGGAUGGGGAGCCAGCGCGGUUGAUGCCAUCUCUACAGCUCUCGUAAUGGAAAACGGAGAUGUGAUCAACGCCAUUGUAGACCAUAUCCAGUCCAUCAACUUUAACGCCACUGCUCCCGGCUCGGAGAGUGUCUCUGUAUUUGAAACUACCAUCCGCUACUUAGGCGGUCUCCUCUCAGCAUACGAUUUUCUGAGUGGCCCUCUGAAACAGUACGCAAAGGACCAGGCUUCGGUUGACAAGAUUCUUCAGCAAGCAAUUAAUCUAGCUGAUAUUCUCAGCGUGACUUUCGAUACCCCAAGCGGAGUUCCCAUAAACACACUGAUCUACGGCUCAGACGGGUAUCACGUCGGUAGUGAUACUACUAACGGUAUUGCCACCAUUGGAACUUUGGUACUUGAGUGGACUCACUUAAGCGACAUCACGGGAGAUGAUAAAUACGCAAAGUUAACACAGGUCGCUGAGGACUACCUUCUCAACGUACGCAAUCCGGAUGUGGGCGAGCCGUAUCCUGGAUUGAUUGGAACCGAUGUCAAUAUCUCCGAUGGCACCUUCGCAGACUCCAGCGGUGGCUGGAAUGGCGGCACGGAUUCAUUUUACGAGUAUCUCAUCAAGAUGUAUGUCUACGACCAAGACCGUUUCGGCGUUUACAAGGACCGAUGGAUUGCCGCCGUCGACUCGAGCAUCCAGUAUCUAGCAUCUAACCCGACCAGUCGCCCCGAUUUGACAUUCCUUGCCGCCUACAGUGGAUAUGACCAGCUUGACUUCGUGUCAACUCAUCUUGCGUGCUUCGACGGAGGCAGCUUCAUUCUCGGUGGCUUGACCCUCGACAAUGAUAAGUACACCAAAUUCGGACUCGACCUUGUGAAUGCGUGUCACGAAACCUACCUCGCGACCGUCACCGGUAUUGGACCGGAGGUUUUCUACUGGCAAGACAGCAAUGUAGCAACCAAUGCUAGCAAUAACGGCCCGCCCCCGCAGGAUUCCGCCAGCUUUUAUGAGACUGCUGGCUUCUGGAUCCCAUCCGGCGGCGGGGAUUACGUGCUGCGGCCCGAGGUCAUCGAAAGCUUCUACUACGCGUACCGCGCGACCGGAGACACCAAGUACCAGGACUGGGCUUGGGAGGCGUUCCAGAACAUCAAUAAGACAUGCAGCGCGGGUGUGGGAUACAGCUCUAUCCAGAACGUGAAUGUCGAAGGCGGUGGUGGAUUCGACGAUUUCCAGGAGAGCUUCUGGUUCGCCGAGGUCCUGAAGUACAGCUACUUGAUCCAGGCCGACGACGCGGCGUGGCAGGUCAAUGCUGGUCACGACAACACGUGGGUUUUCAACACGGAGGCGCACCCUUUCCUGGUUAAGGGCCAACCAAUCUAGAUUCGCAUAUAGAAGUGAGCAGACUAAGAAGCAUGUGCAUUUUUGAGUAGCAGUCAGGGGUUAAUUAAUCUUGCAUUGGGUCGGCGUUGGUUAAUCAAUUCGUUUGUAUAUAUUUGGGAGUACUGUCGAGGCGUAUAUUUGUUAGGCAUUAUACCAUCUAGUUUUGAAUGCCUUGUGCGGCUGAAUACUAUAUCCUCUCGACGUCGUGUUACUAGACUCCGUAUUAUUUAGUCCAUAGCGAUGAAUCGAUACCAGCCAUACCAGCUCUCAAGUUUGAAUUAUAGUAUCAUGUAUAGAGACACAGAAAAC